AUGCUGCAGAGCAGAUGGCCGGGCGUUGAACCAGCAGCAGGACCGAGCCGCGUCCAUCUCCCCGGGGAGGAAAUGUCUGCGGAGGCGUGGGAGAACGGCAGCCUGGCCCCCCCCCUGCUCCCGCUCAACGACAGCUAUCUGCUGAACGCCACGCUGUUCGGCCCCACCAACUCCUCCUUCCCGGAGGCGUCCUCGGGCCCCAGCGUGGCCGGGGUCCUCAUCCCGCUCAUCUACAUCGUGGUGUGCGUGAUCGGGCUGGGCGGGAACACGCUGGUCAUCCACAUCGUGCUGCACUACUCCAAGAUAGAGUCGGUCACCAACAUCUACAUCCUCAACCUGGCCAUCGCCGACGAGCUGUUCAUGCUGGGCCUCCCCUUCCUGGCCGUGCAGAACACCCUCCAGUCCUGGCCCUUCGGCUCCUUCAUGUGCCGGCUGGUGAUGACCGUGGACUCCAUCAACCAGUUCACCAGCAUCUUCUGCCUGACCGUGAUGAGCGUGGACCGCUACCUGGCCGUGGUCCACCCCAUCCGCUCCUCCAAGUGGCGCCGGCCCCAGGUGGCCAAAGUGGUCAACGGCACGGUGUGGGCGCUGUCCUUCCUGGUGGUGCUGCCCGUGGUGGUGUUCGCCAACAUCCAGAGGGCCGGGGGAACCUGCAACAUCGCCUGGCCCCAGCCGGCCAACAUCUGGAGGGCGGCCUUCAUCAUCUACACCUCCACGGUGGGCUUCUUCUGCCCCCUGCUCAUCAUCUGCCUCUGC
Molecule: messenger RNA, 756 nt
Organism: Menidia menidia (Atlantic silverside)
Lineage: Eukaryota; Metazoa; Chordata; Actinopteri; Atheriniformes; Atherinopsidae
Source: the annotation of a GenBank genome assembly